UAACAGCUGAUUCUAUUGAGUUGAUUUGUUAUUUAACUACUAGUUUUUUGUAAAUAUCAAUUAUGCAAAAUAAUUGUAUUAAACUUGUGCCGUUGGCACUCAAGUGCCAACAGCGAGCCAUCACCACGACGGCACCAUUAGCAGGCAAGCGUAAUUUUCGUAAAUUCAAUGUGUAUGGAAAGCGAGGCACGCGCGUGGUCAAGGAGGCUCAGCGUACAAUGGAAAAUCCGCCCGUAGCCAUACAUAAGCGUGGAGUACGUGACACAGGCAUAAUGAUCAAUGGACAGUAUGUGGAGAUAGCAGAGAAAAUACCGGACAUCAUAGUUCCAGAUCUGACUGGCUGCAAACUAAAGCCAUACGUUUCCUACAAAGCUCCUGAAGUUGUGCAGUCCGAAUUUACCAGCCUGGAUCUAUUCAAUGCCGUCUACUCAAAGAAGAUUAUUGAAGAUUUCAAGGCAGGCAAGUUGGCAAGUGAUGGAAGUGCUAUCGAACCCUCGCCCAAUGAGCAGUUGACUCCGGAAGAAGCUCUGCAAGGUGCACGCAAAACAGGCAGUGACAUUUUUUAGACAUAAACAUUCAUAAUUAUAUGCUAUAAGAUUUAUUAUUGUUUAAUGGAGAUUGGGCAACUACUGCUGCAUGUACUUUUGACGAUAAUUGUAAAGUUUUCGCAGCCAUUUUUCUGCCUUCAGCUCGGGAUCGCCUAGGAACUGCAAUUAAUAAAAGAAUUAGUUGAAUA
This is a messenger RNA of Drosophila busckii, 736 nucleotides long. RefSeq names its product 39S ribosomal protein L41, mitochondrial (gene mRpL41). Lineage: Eukaryota; Metazoa; Arthropoda; Insecta; Diptera; Drosophilidae. The coding region runs from base 63 to 566 and encodes 167 amino acids. The transcript has a single exon. Gene Ontology annotation, molecular function: structural constituent of ribosome. Gene Ontology annotation, biological process: translation. The record is from RefSeq and is a predicted model, not a curated record. Gene Ontology annotation, cellular component: mitochondrial large ribosomal subunit.